AUGACAAAUAACAAUUUAUUUCUCCCCUUUACAAAAGGAAAUACCCCAAGUGCAACUGUAACAAACAGCACAUCACUAACAGAAUUCUUCCUAGUGUCAUUUUUUGCUACCACAAACAACCAAGCUGUAGUAUGUACAGGAGUUUUUAUCAUGUAUCUGCUGGCUGUGCUUGGUAACCUAAUGAUUACUGCAGCUGUGUGCCUGGUGUCUCAACUUCACACACCAAUGUAUUUCUUCCUGUGCAAUCUGUCAGUUGAAGACAUCGUAUACGUCUCUACGGUUUUGCCAAAACUUUUUGUCACCACUGUCACCGGAGAUACCAGCAUUUCUAUCUCAAGCUGUAUUGUACAGCUGUAUUUCUUUGCAUUAUGUGUUACUGUAGAAUUUGUAUUAUUGUCUUUCAUGGCUUAUGACCGCUAUGUGGCUAUUUGUGUUCCUCUGCAUUAUAUACUCAUUAUGAACAAAAUGAUGUGUAUUCUUUUAGCCAGUUCCUCCUGGUUUUUUGGAAGCAUUGUAUCAUUAUUUUUAACUUUGAUGGUGACUAACUUGAGAUUCUGUGAUGUACAUGACAUUAACCAUUUCUUCUGUGAUCCUCAAACUAUGAUAAAGAUCUCUUGCAGUGACACCACAAACAUUAUAAUGUUUACCAGUAUUGCUGGUGUAUUAUGCGGAUGUUGUCCUUUUGUACUCAUCAUAAUCUCCUAUAUCUACAUCAUAUCGACCAUCCUGAAGAUUCAGACCUCAGGAGGAAGAAGUAAGAUGUUCUCCAGCUGUUCCUCACAUCUCAUGGUUGUUAUUUUAUUUUGUGGGACCUCAAUAAGUAUGAACAUGAAACCAAAGUCUGAAAAGUCACAGAAACUAGAUAUAAUCCUCUCAUUAAUUUAUAUUGCUGUGGUUCCAGUGUUAAAUCCACUAGUCUACAGCUUAAAAAAUAGAGAGGUCAUGAAAGCCAUUAAAAAGACCUUCAAAACAUUGUUUAACUAUAAGAAUAAAACUGGGAUAAAGAAUGAAUAGAAUACAGAGAGAGUUGCACUAAACCUCCCUAUGACUGCCACCCCCUCACAUUGCAAAGUAUCCCUUUACACUAUUAACCCCUAAACCUUCACAUGCCCCAACUCAAAGUAUGCUUUUACACUAUUAACCCCUAAACCACCACACACCAUACCGCAAAGUAUGGUUCUACACUAUUAACACCUAAACCACUUCACACCCCACAUCGCAAAGUCUGCACUACACUACUAACGCUUAAACCACCAGCCCCCCAAAGCAAAGUAACCCUCUAACAUCUAAACCCCCUAACCUAACAACCCCUAAGUUACCCCAAAAUAAUCUAACCCCACAUUUAUAAAAAAAACAACUUUAAAAAAA
Messenger RNA from Bombina bombina (fire-bellied toad), 1368 nucleotides. Its product is annotated as olfactory receptor 1G1-like. Gene Ontology annotation, molecular function: G protein-coupled receptor activity; olfactory receptor activity. The coding region runs from base 1 to 1014 and encodes 337 amino acids. NCBI's taxonomy places the organism in Eukaryota, Metazoa, Chordata, Amphibia, Anura, Bombinatoridae. The transcript has a single exon. The record is from RefSeq and is a predicted model, not a curated record. Gene Ontology annotation, biological process: G protein-coupled receptor signaling pathway. Gene Ontology annotation, cellular component: membrane.